AUGCCUCUACGGCAAACCAGCCAAGACAGUUAUACUGGUCGGAUGACGGACUUCGACGCUCGGGAACCCAUCUUGCCUGCGUUCAGAGCCACGAAUGAGACGAGUGGCCACAGUCCGUUUGAGGAUGAGGAACGAGUGUCACCCAACCACGAGUUCUCGCACCUGUUUCAAAGCUCUCAUCCGGAUGAGGACCAGCAAUCCUCAUCACAUUCCACCGUCCUCGGAGGCAGUGGUGGCAGCAAUGGGCUAGAACUCAAAGCCGGCUUCGCCAGAGGCGUCACUCUGUCUGAUACUGGCGCCGUACCUGACUCGAUGGGCGCCAUGCGCAGAGUCGAUCGGCCGACUCACUCUAACCUUCCCCCCAUUCUCCCCCACCAACAUCAACCGGCUAGCAGUAAUCCUUUCAAGACAUCUGCAAGUCCAGAUGAUGACUUGCCUUCUCCCCCUGGGUUCACAACCUAUAGGAGGUCAUAA
Puccinia graminis f. sp. tritici CRL 75-36-700-3 is the source of this 474-nucleotide messenger RNA. RefSeq lists its product as uncharacterized. The coding region runs from base 1 to 474 and encodes 157 amino acids. The transcript has a single exon. Lineage: Eukaryota; Fungi; Basidiomycota; Pucciniomycetes; Pucciniales; Pucciniaceae. The record is from RefSeq and is a predicted model, not a curated record.